CCGGCUCCCUAUGCGCGUCGUCAACUUGUCAUAUUGGAGACGGGGUCCUGCCUACUAUUCAGCUUGUUAUCGCAAGCUCCUCACAGCAGUGCGGAGCUUGGUGGCAGCGACGUUACCGAGUGUGUCACGCGCUGGGAAGGAGCUUGCUUGAAGUAAGGGUACGUAACUCUUAUCACCACAGCCAUCUUUCUUUUUUCUUGGGAGAGCCACUCGUCUCCAUGUUCUCAAUCGGAUCUUGCAGAGUGUAUCCGAGUGGGUAAACCCAUGGUCUACAACUCUACAUUAUGAAGUCAAUGAGAAAUGCUGGUGAACUAAUGGAAUUACUGCAAUUACCUGACAAAAUACCACGUCCUUUAGCUGUGUCCACAAUGAGAUGUCCGCUUCUUGGAAGGAUCCAUUUUGUUAGGGAUCCAAAAGGCAUAAUGCAGCUCCUGUGUGUUUUUUUCUACUGGUUGUAUGGAACAUUCUCCAGCUUGUUUAUCAUCAUACUUCCAAGAUAUGCGGAAGGGUAUAUUUCUGGAAUCUUUGUGACAGCAUUUAUGUCCAUCUCUCUGCUGUGUCUGACAUCUCUUGUAAGAGUAUCAACUCUAAAUCCAGGAAGAAUUCCCCCAUCAACUGCUGUAUCUAUCCACGAUAGCCAGAUUUCGUCACCUAGCACCAGAUGCAGAGUGUCACCCAACCCCUUGUCCUCAGCUGACAGACCUGAUGUACCCGUAACCCAUGGAGGAACUAUCGAGACAGACAUGGAACUUUUGUGGUCAUCAGCUGUGUCUACCAGAACAUAUCAAGUCUACCAAUCAGGAGUUAACACAUUUCUGACUUUCAUGACUAUGCAGGGGUUCGUGUGGAUAACUACUCUACCUCCUAUCUCGGAAGACAUUCUCAUUAGAUUUGUGGCACACUGUUAUCGUAGAUUGUUGCUGCGAUAUUCUACCAUUAAAUCAUACCUGUGUAGCAUUCGGUUUAGGUAUUUACAAGUGGGUUUACCUAACCCUUGGACAUCCGAUUUUUUAAUUCGGUUGCAAACUAUUGUGCAGGGGGUUAAGAGACAUCAAGGGCUGUCCACAUCACCUCGCUUGCCAAUAACAACUCCUAUCUUAACUAAGAUGUGUAUGGCUCUAAAUCAUGGUGUUUUUGAUCAUUACACCUGUGUACUACUGAAAUCAGUGUGUUGUCUGGCUUUCUUCGGAUUUCUCCGUUGCGGAGAAUUUGCUUGUGACACUGACAAGUUUAAUCCAGUUUACAAUCUUACCCUUAGAGCUAUGCAAUUCUCCAGGGUCUCGGCUUCAUUCACCUUGCUGUUGGCAGCGUCCAAGACAGAUCCAGUCCGGAAAGGAGUCACCAUCACCUAUACAGCCACGGCAAUUGUGUAUGCCCUGUAGCUAGUAUGCUAGCCUACCUCGUUCAACGCCAUCGCUAUGCCUUGCAUAGUGCUGAUCCUUUAUUUGUUACUGUAGAUGGCAAGGUAUUAUGCAGGACAUAUUUCAUCGUGCAACUUAAGAAACUAUUAAGACUGUGUGGUUAUGAUGACAAUGCCUAUAAUGGUCAUUCCUUUUGAAUAGGAGCCAGUGCUAAAGUACCAGAUCACCUCAUACAAGUCCUUGGUCGGUGCUCAUCUUCUUGUUACACCAGAUAUAUACGUACACCUCAAGAUGUUUUGUGGCGUGCUCAAAAAGAUAUGGCUUAUCUUUGUUAACAUUGGCUAUAAUACCCUUCUCCACAUCGCCCAGUGUAUAUAUUCAUGUUAGAAUUUAUCUGUAAAACCUUUUCUUCAAGUGUAAUGUAUUAUCAUGAUUAUAUAGCAUAUUUCUUGAUUCCGAUACACAUGGUAGUUCACUACAUAUUCUUAUGAUUGUUGUUUGUUUCUCUUGAUACAGGUUAGAAGAUAGUUACCACCUUGGUUAUAGGGCAUACAUUUGUUACGUCCUUGUACGACUAUGACCAGUUUACAUUCUGUGUAGUUAUUUUGGGGGGAUUCUCAUUUAAAAAUUAAUCAUAGACACCCACCUCCAUCCCCUGCGCCACCAGUUCUGUGGUAAUCAGAUCUUGUCUACUUGGUAUAACAACUGAUAAACAUGCAUGUAUAAGGCUUUAUACUGGGGAUUCCCAUUCUUGUGUUAAUAUAUUAUCUUAUUUAAUAAUAUAUCUCAUCAAUUACUUAAAUACUCUGUCCAUCUGCUUAUAUCCAUUAACAUUUCAUUCCAUGUGAUUUCUUCUUAUUAUUUAAUAUUUGUCAUGCUAACCUCUUUUGCCCAGCGCUUGGGUCCUAUAAUCCACUGUUGAAGGAGUUUCCCUCCAUAGUUAUGUAUUUUCAAAAUCACUAUCUAAUGCAUUUUCCCUUUGCAGCUUUAAUAUGUAAUCUACUGUCGAAGGCGUUUCCCUUCACAGCUUUAUCUGUAAUCCACUGUUGAAGGUGUUUCCCUUUGCAGCUAUAAUCUGUAAUCUACUGUUGAAGGCGUUUCCCUUCACAGCCUUAUCUGUAAUCCACUGUUGCAGACGUUUCCCUUCACAGCUAUUAUCUGUAAUCCACUGUUGUAGGCGUUUUCCUUCGCAGCUAUUUUAUCUGUAAUCCACUGUUGAAGGCGUUUCCCUUCUCAGCUACAAUCUGUAAUCCACUGUUGAAGGCGUUUCCCUUCGCAGCUAUGUAAUCUGUAAUCCACUGUUGAAGGCAUUUCCCUUUGCAGCUAUGUAAUUUGUAAUCUAUUGUUGAAGGCGUUUCCCUUCCCAGCUAUAAUCUGUAAUUCACCGUCGAAGGCGUUUCCCUUCGCAGCUUUGUAAUCUGUAAUCCAUUGUUGAAGGCGUUUCCCUUCACACUCACAGCUAUGUUAUCUAUAAUCCACUGUUGAAGCAUUUCCCUUCCACUGUUGGGCAGAGUAUCCGCCGGUAGUUGCGGAUAUUCAUGGCCCCAAAAUGUUAGUAUUUUCACCACUAGGCCUGGUCAUCUCAGCGCUUGACACUACAGGGCGUUUCCCCUCAGGAUGGGGUCGAGUGGUUUGCUGUAUUACAUAAGUAAUGGGAAUCCCCCAGCCCAAAAGAAAUAAAUCAUUAUUAUUUGUA
Haliotis rufescens (red abalone) is the source of this 3057-nucleotide messenger RNA. Its product is annotated as palmitoyltransferase ZDHHC21-like. Gene Ontology annotation, cellular component: Golgi apparatus; endoplasmic reticulum. Gene Ontology annotation, biological process: protein targeting to membrane; peptidyl-L-cysteine S-palmitoylation. The coding region runs from base 285 to 1382 and encodes 365 amino acids. Gene Ontology annotation, molecular function: protein-cysteine S-palmitoyltransferase activity. Lineage: Eukaryota; Metazoa; Mollusca; Gastropoda; Lepetellida; Haliotidae. The record is from RefSeq and is a predicted model, not a curated record. The transcript has 4 exons.